AUGGACUCUGUCAAUCUUGUCAAGAUGGACUCGCCUGUGCAGGGAGCAGAGUUCGAGAAGCUUCCCUCAUUGAGCAACCGAUUGACACACGAGAUGGAAAAGCUAGACCAAAUGUUCUGGAUCGACCAACAGAAGCUGAAAGACAUCAGCAAACAGUUCGAAGUAGAACUUGACCAAGGUCUAAAAGAGAACAACCAGAACAUUCCUAUGAACAUCACCUGGGUGCUGGGUCAACCACACGGCGACGAAAAAGGCAGCUUCCUCACAGUAGACCUUGGGGGAACAAACCUUCGUGUCUGUUGGAUCACACUGCCAGGAUCACGCGGUCAACCUAGAAUAGUCCAAGAAAAGUACCAACUCUCCAAGGAAGUCAAGACAGGCGCUGCAGAACAGCUAUGGGACGAAGUGACCGACCGAAUGCACACCUUCAUCCGAGAUCAAAAACUCGAUGAGACUGCUACUCAGCCUUUGUCGCUUGGCUUCACUUUCUCCUAUCCAGCUAUGCAAGACUAUAUCGAUCACGGUGUACUACAGACUUGGACCAAAGGCUGGGACGUAAAAGGUGUCGAAGGCGAGGAUGUUACGGUACAGCUUCGCAAGGCAAUGGAAAAGAGGCAGCUACCUGUCAAGCUUGUCGCACUGAUCAACGACACAACAGGCGCCAUGAUAGCGUCUGCCUACCACGACCCUGAGACUAUUGUCGGUGCCAUCUUUGGAACAGGAUGUAACGCUGCGUACAUGGAAGACAGCGACUCAGUACCCAAGAUCAAGGGACGACUACCACCCGCAUGCCCAGUGGCUAUCAAUUGCGAGUAUGGCGCUUUCGACAAUAGCCAUACUGUGCUUCCAAUGACAAAAUACGAUCAUAUUAUCGACGAGAAAUCCCCUCGACCAGGCGAGCAAGCCUUCGAGAAGAUGAGUGCAGGCCUCUACCUCGGAGAAAUCUUCCGCCUCGCACUCGCAGACCUUGCAAAGCGACAGCUCAUCUUCAAGGACGAGGAUAUCUCAAGACUGGACAAAUCAUACAUCCUCGACACUGGCUUCCUCUCAGCAAUUGAAGAUGACCAAUCUCCUCGCUUCGAAAACACGGCUACAUUGUUCGAGGCCCAUACAGGAAUCAGACUGAACGACCAAGAACGUGAGGUUUGCCGCCGCUUAGCAGAAUUCAUCGCUAUUCGAGGUGCUCGUCUCUGCACCUGUGGUGUUGCAGCAAUCUGCAGCAAAAAGAACAUCAAGCAUGGUCAUGUGGCAGCUGACGGUUCGGUUGCAAACAAGCAUCCCAAAUUCAAGCGACGAUGGGCGGAUGCGCUGGCUGAGAUCUUGGAUUGGCCAGAAGACAGGAUCGAAGAUCCGAUUGUGUUGACUCCUGCAGAAGAUGGUUCUGGUAUCGGCGCUGCGGUUAUCGCUGCCAUGACUUUGGAACGAGCGAGGAAGGGAAAUGAUGCUGGAGUCAAGGAAGCUGCUGAAAUGUGA
Messenger RNA from Aureobasidium melanogenum CBS 110374, 1473 nucleotides. Its product is annotated as putative hexokinase Kxk. Gene Ontology annotation, cellular component: mitochondrion; cytosol. Lineage: Eukaryota; Fungi; Ascomycota; Dothideomycetes; Dothideales; Saccotheciaceae. The transcript is spliced from 3 exons. Gene Ontology annotation, molecular function: fructokinase activity; D-glucose binding; ATP binding. Bases 1 to 1473 code for a protein of 490 amino acids. Gene Ontology annotation, biological process: intracellular glucose homeostasis; glucose 6-phosphate metabolic process; glycolytic process. The record is from RefSeq and is a predicted model, not a curated record.